UAAAGUCUUACAUCUCAACAAUAGCAGUAGUAAGCAGACUUGACUGGGUCUUGUUCAACGUUAUAAAUUAGUUCCAUUCCACCACAUUACAAUUAACAAUUAACAAUUUAACAAUUUGUAAGGGCGUCAAUUUCAUCUCAUCACAAUUCACAUCUAACAUUGGAAAACGGAGAGUUCGCUUUCCAUCAUCCUCGGCGAUGGCAGAUAUUCAGAUGGCGGCGGCGACAGGCGGUCAAUUUCCUGAGUUUCCGGCUGUUUUCUCUCAUGGAGGCCAGUUCAUACAGUACAACAUAUUUGGGAACUUGUUUGAGGUUACUGCUAAGUAUCGCCCGCCGAUCAUGCCUAUUGGUCGUGGUGCUUAUGGCAUCGUCUGUUCGGUGUUGAAUUCGGAGACGAAAGAGAUGGUUGCGUUGAAGAAGAUAGCAAAUGCAUUUGAUAAUUACAUGGAUGCUAAGCGUACUCUUCGUGAGAUCAAAAUUCUUCGCCAUUUCGAUCACGAAAAUAUCAUAGCAUUAAGAGAUGUGAUACCUCCUCCUCUACGAAGAGAAUUCACAGACGUGUAUGUUGCAACAGAGCUAAUGGACACUGAUCUUCACCAGAUAAUUAGAUCCCAUCAGAGUUUAUCAGAGGAGCAUUCUCAGUACUUCUUGUACCAGAUACUUCGUGGGCUUAAAUAUAUCCAUUCAGCAAAUGUGAUUCAUAGAGAUCUGAAGCCAAGUAAUCUAUUGAUAAACGCAAACUGUGAUCUCAAGAUUUGUGAUUUUGGUCUUGCACGCCCAACCUCAGAGAAUGAACACAUGACUGAAUAUGUUGUGACUAGAUGGUAUAGAGCACCAGAGCUUUUGCUCAAUUCAUCUGAUUACACUGCUUCAAUCGACUUGUGGUCUGUUGGCUGCAUAUUCAUGGAACUCAUGAACAGAAGGCCUUUGUUUCCUGGCAAGGACCAUGUUCACCAAAUGCGCCUCUUGACAGAGCUUCUUGGGACACCAACUGAAGCUGAUCUAGGGUUUCUUCAAAAUGAGGAUGCAAGAAGAUAUAUCCGUCAACUUCCACCACAACCUCGUCAGGAAUUAAAACAAGUUUUCCCUCACGUUAAUCCCUUAGCAAUUGAUCUUAUCGAGAAGAUGCUCACAUUUGAUCCUACACGGAGAAUUACUGUUGAAGAAGCACUAUCGCAUCCUUACCUUGCUAGAUUACAUGAUAUCGCGGAUGAACCUACAUGUCAAAAGCCAUUCUCAUUUGAUUUUGAGCAACAAGCCUUGACUGAAGAACAGAUGAAAGAUAUGAUCCAUCAAGAAGCUUCAGCACUCAACCCGGGAUAUGUAUAGCAUCUGUAACCGAGGAAUCAACUCUUCUCUUGGGUCUGCUUGUUAACAGCAGCAGCAUGAUGGCUACAAAUUUAUUGGUACAGUGAUAUGUUUGAUUUUUUUAUAAUUUAGGUAAAUAUGACAUGUAAUACUAUAAACAUGUAAUUCUCGAUAUAUAUCAGCUUCCUGUAUUUUGAGUAGUUCAGUUUGUGUAAAGCUUGCUAGAGAAAAUGUAGUGUGGUAAGUUGAAUCAAAUGUACCUUCUUUUUUUAUUUUUAUUGUAACAGCUUUAUCAAUAAUGUUGUUAUUUGAUUGGCAACUUAUAUUGUACAAGGUACUGAAUUCAGUUUCGUACUUUCUUAUGAAUUCACUUUUUCUGGA
Molecule: messenger RNA, 1688 nt
Organism: Spinacia oleracea (spinach)
Lineage: Eukaryota; Viridiplantae; Streptophyta; Magnoliopsida; Caryophyllales; Amaranthaceae
Product: mitogen-activated protein kinase 3
Exons: 6
Coding region: 198-1328 (376 amino acids)
Biological process (GO): protein phosphorylation
Molecular function (GO): MAP kinase activity; ATP binding
Source: RefSeq, a predicted model, not a curated record